AUGGGUGUGGGUAACUUGGGCUUCAUACACAUGUUCCUGAAGUUCAGCUCCUUGCUGGGAUUCGUGCCCUUCUGCGAUGCCAAUGGACGACCUAAAAGUCUUCUGUUUAACCAAAUCCUAGCCAUCAUCAUCUGCUUGAUCACUUUAGCAUCGAAGCUAUAUUUCGAUUCGAUUAAGUAUCCCAACCUAGUCGAACCAGACUUAAUCGUGAAGAUUGGUUGCAUCAAAGACGGUCUGCUCACCUGCACCAUUUUAAAUGGGUUUCUAUCGGCGAACGUUGUGAGCGUCAGAAACUAUUUGCAAUUGCGAUAUUUGACCAACGAGAGCUGCAAAUUGUAUUGCACCAACACGAAUAGAUUGAAGCCGUUCUUCAUUAUAGUAGCUUACAACUUUUACAUUAUCAGUUUGAUUGUUUACGAUUUGUACGCUUCGAAGAAUUACGUGGAAGGAAUACACAUCUUCGUAAACAUCGAAACUUACCUUGCCUACAUGUUUGUCUUAUACAUACUGGCUUAUUUUGUGUUCAUUGGAUGCACUAUAGAGAAUUUCAAGAAGAAACUAGACGAUUGGUCGUCGAUUUAUCCUUUGAAUUUGAAAGAGCUUCAGGUCAUCAGCUCUUCGUCGCAAAUAUUCUGCGAUUUGAUUAAUAACUUUACUAAAGUGUAUGGAAUGCAAGUAUUUUUGGUUAUGAUGCUUUCGCUGCUGGAUAUUUUAAUGACCAUAAAUACCAUACUGAGCGCAGAACUGCAAGACUACCCGAAACUUGUAGAAAUAUUUGUUUGGUGGACUAUAACACUAUUCAUACCAGGCAUAUCUGCAGCUUAUUUGUGCGAAACUAUUAAAUCUAAUGUGCAAGACGUCUUGGAUCUAUGCUCGAGAAACAUCUACCGUUAUGAAGGAGAUAUACAAAAGGAAUUUAAAUUGCUCGCCAAUCAAAUAGUUUUAAGAUCUCCAAAGAUGUCAGCUGCUGGAUUUUUUGUCAUCGAUCAUAGUUUGCUUUUCACACUUUCCAAUAUGCUGGUCACUUACUUAGUAGUUUUAGUUCAAUUAACCCAUAGCUAA
Molecule: messenger RNA, 1062 nt
Organism: Nicrophorus vespilloides
Lineage: Eukaryota; Metazoa; Arthropoda; Insecta; Coleoptera; Silphidae
Exons: 2
Coding region: 1-1062 (353 amino acids)
Biological process (GO): sensory perception of taste
Cellular component (GO): membrane; axon; neuronal cell body
Source: RefSeq, a predicted model, not a curated record